AUGGUAGACAUAGCUAAGCAGGGUGCAUAUAGUGUAAAGACUAUUGUUACUAUUUGGACUGCUGUUUUUAGGACUGUUUGUUACUCAUUUUGGACUUUGAAUAAUAAUUCUCGAUGUUAUUUCUUUUGUUUGAUUGCAGGAAAAGGAACAAAGGGAAUGCAAAAAUACAUCAUUCUAGAGAAAGGAAGGAAAGCUAUAUUCGCUAUUUUAAAUGAUGCUUGGAGAAGAUACAAAUGCUUUCUUAAAAAGGAGCAUUUUAGUAAGUACAAAACCACGCGCGAGCGGUUAAAAAAUCAUCCUCAUGAGGUACCAGAAGAAGACUUUAAAAACUUAUUGGAAUAUUGGAAAGAAGACCACAGUCAAGAAAUCAGUCAUCAAAAUGCUCAAAAUAUAGCUCAGCUGAAAUACAGACACCAAAUAGGGGAUAAAGGCUUUGCAGUUAUAAGGGAAAAAUGUAAUGAAGAUAAAGAGCCUCCCACUCAAGCUGAAAUUUUUAUUGCUACUCGACAAAGUAAGAAAGGAAAGGAGUUGGAUCAAGAAACCAAUCUUGCAAUUAUAAAGCUUCAAGACUUGAUUGAAAAAGAUGGACAGUCAUCUUUAGAAGCCUUUCAGACUGUGUGUGGCAAAGAAAAACCUGGGAGAUUUCGUUGUCACGGAAGAAAUUCAACGCCAACUCUCUUGAGAAGAAAUGAAGAAAUUGUAAAACUUAAAAGAGAACACGCUGAGGAGAUAAAACAGUUUAAUGAUAAGAUACAAGAGAUAAAGGAGAAACAACGUAAGGAAAUGGAAGCGAUGGAAGGAAAAUUUCAGCUUAUUCUUAAGACAAUGUUGAACUCAAACACUGUAGGAUUGAAUAUAGAUGCUUUAGCAGCUUUUUUAUGA
Cicer arietinum (chickpea) is the source of this 882-nucleotide messenger RNA. RefSeq lists its product as uncharacterized. The record is from RefSeq and is a predicted model, not a curated record. Lineage: Eukaryota; Viridiplantae; Streptophyta; Magnoliopsida; Fabales; Fabaceae.